UUGAAACCUUUGGCUAAAUAUUGCAAUUUGGCACAUUAUUUGAAUAAAACAACUCAUGUGCCUGUUAAAUCGUCCUUUUAUAAUAACUUGCUGUCGGGUAUUUAUUUUAAAUACGCACUGUUUGUAUGUUAUAUGUGCGCCGAAUUCAUCAGUGUCACAUGAGUUCGCCAUAAUGAGACGAUGCUGCUCCAGGUUGUGUUUCUUUGUGCUGGUCUGAACGGAAGUCUGUUGACACUGCUGACAGAAGAAGAAGAGAAGCGCCUCCGUCCUCGUGGCUGCUGCUGACGAACAGUACUACUUCCUGUCCGCAGGACUAAGGAAGAAGCUUAAUCUAAAUAUAUACUUACUUCCCGAGCAGGGAGCUAACUGCACGUCAUGGUCAGUGUCCGAUAGUUAGGUGCGUUUGUUUCGUCUGUACCUAAAAAGACGAGAGGUUCCCCUGGCGGCCAUGUUGGGGCUUGACACCUCCGCCGCCACGCCUCCAUCUUAAAUCAGCGCCACAUGAAGACUUAAGUAUCGCUUUAUUUUUUCCACGGGUGUUAUUUGUGUCUAUCAGGAGUUUGGUCCUCGUUUCCUCAGCGUGUCAUCAUGGCGGGGUCGAGCUCGGCGCCGGCAGCAGAUCUGCUGAUGGAGCUCAACAAAGAGGAGCUUCCCGCGGAGAGCGUUUCCAAAGAACUGAACGUAACCACGCAGGUGGCGCCGAGCAGCAACGACGGCGCCGACAGUCCUCUUCACGCCAAAGUCCGUGAGGAGGAGGAGGAGGAGGCCACGCCCACGCCGCCAGAUUCGUCCUCGCUAUCGUCAGAAAACGGGACGAUGACCGCCAUCACCACAGAAGAAGAAUCUCUGUCGGUUCUACUCAGACACAACAAGGCUGAAGGAGGACAGGGGCGAGGAGGAGAGACGGAUCUGGACCUGGAGGACCAGCGGGAGUCCACGGACUCUGCGUCCUUCUCCAUCCCCAGCCUGGAGCUCUCAGACGGGGUCACGGCCGCAGGAAACUCCCUGGACGUGGACGACGGCCUGUCCUCCUACUCUGGCUCUGGGGGGGGAAGGCGGUCCCCGUCCACCGAAGCCCCCGGUCUGAAGGCCGAGGAGACGCUGGAGGCCGCUGGGGGCGCUGUGGCAGCUGCCUCCUCCACAGGAGCUGCUGCUGCUGCUGCGGAGGCCGGGCCGUCCAUGCCGGCGUAUUACCUGGUGAAGUGGAUCACCUGGAAGGAGAAGAAGACGCCGAUCAUCACGCAGAGUGAGAACGGGCCCUGCCCGCUGCUCGCCAUCAUGAACACCCUGUUCCUGCGCUGGAAGGCUAAACUUCCUGCUCAGACUGAAGUCAUCACCACCGAGGACCUGAUGGCUCACCUGGGAGAGUGUGUGUUGUCUGUUACACCCAGAGAGAAGGCUGAUGGGAUGGAGCUCAACUUCCAACAGAACAUGAGUGAUGCCAUGGCGGUGCUCCCGAAGCUCUCCACUGGCCUUGACGUUAACGUGCGUUUCACCGGAGUCACAGACUUUGAGUACACACCGGAGUGUAUCGUGUUCGACCUGCUGAACAUCCCGCUGUACCACGGCUGGCUGGUUGACCCACAGAGUCCGGAGACGGUGGCUUCUGUUGGGAAACUGAGUUACAACCAGCUGGUGGAGAAAAUCAUCGACUACAAACACUCUGCAGACAGCAGCCGAGUCAGUGAAGGUCUGGUGGCGGAGCAGUUUCUGGAGUCGACGGCGACGCAGCUGUCGUAUCACGGCCUGUGUGAACUCAACACGAUGGCCAAAGAGGGAGAAAUCUCAGUGUUCUUCAGAAACAACCACUUCAGCACGAUGAUCAAACACAAGGGUCACCUGUACCUGUUGGUGACGGAUCAGGGCUUCCUGCAGGAGGAGGGUUUGGUUUGGGAAUCUCUUCAUAAUGUCGAGGGAGACGGAAACUUCUGUGACUCCGACUUCAGACUGUGUCAUCCUCCUCAGAGAGCGCCGCCCAGCGCCGCCCUGCCGCCCAGCGCCCAGGAGCAGCAGAGACAGAUCGACCAGGACUACCUGGUGGCGGUGUCUCUGCAGCAGCAGCAGGGCGGGGCCCCAGGGCCCCUCAGUGACCUGGAGUUGGCCCGACAGCUCCAACAGGAGGAAUAUCAGCAACAGCAGCAACUGCAGCAGCAACAGGAACAGCAGCAGCAGCAGCAACAGGGAGCCCUGCAGCCAGCACAGCAGGUGAGAGGUCAGGGGUCACAGCAGGGCGGGGCGCGGAGAAGAGAGAAGGAGUCGGACUGCGUCGUCCUAUAGACUCUUCUUCUGCCUAACUCCCUGAGUUGAGGAGGACACACACACACACACACACACACACACACACACACACACACACACACACACACACACACACACACACACACACACACACACACACACACACACCUCGAUGCCAAACCCCCAGUGCUUUGUUGAACAGUUUGUUUCAGACGUGUUUUCCAGGUUUUGGAAGGUUUGUAAUGAUUAGAAGCUUCUGAAGUUUGAUGUUCUAAUAAAAUGUUUAUUGGGUGUAAAUAACGGCUUCAUUAAUGCUCAAUAAAUCUUUAACUAAAGCUUUGAAGAAAACUUUUGCAUCGCCAGGUUGUGAGAAACAUUCGUGUUUAGAGCUCAAAUUAAGAAAAUAAUCUGAAAUGAGUUAAUAAAUUAUCUAAAUAAUA
Messenger RNA from Cottoperca gobio, 2678 nucleotides. It is a transcript of the gene mindy1, whose product is annotated as MINDY lysine 48 deubiquitinase 1. Lineage: Eukaryota; Metazoa; Chordata; Actinopteri; Perciformes; Bovichtidae. Gene Ontology annotation, cellular component: cytosol; cell periphery. Gene Ontology annotation, molecular function: cysteine-type carboxypeptidase activity; K48-linked deubiquitinase activity; cysteine-type deubiquitinase activity. The record is from RefSeq and is a predicted model, not a curated record. Gene Ontology annotation, biological process: protein K48-linked deubiquitination.